GACGCCGCUUAGCCGCGGCUGCUCUUCCCGGCUCCCAGAGGCCCGGAUUGGGACAAAGGGGCGGGCGCAAUCUGCAUGCGCACGCACGCUCUGAUCUCGAUGGACCAAAAUGGUGCCGGUGGAGCACGUUGUAGCCGAUGCAGGGGCUUUCCUGCGGGACGCGGCUCUGCAGGACAUCGGGAAGAACAUCUACACCAUUCGGGAUGUGGUCAGCGAGAUUCGGGAUAAGGCCACGCGCAGGCGGCUCGCAGUCCUGCCCUACGAGCUGCGUUUCAGGGAGCCUUUACCGGAAUACGUGCGGCUGGGUGAGUGUCUCUGCCCGGUGUUAAUGGCGAAGCUGGUUCCUGGGUUGCUGACUGAACCUGCUCUGGUUCUAGUCGGAGUCUGGAUACUUUAUCAGAGUUGA
This is a messenger RNA of Physeter macrocephalus (sperm whale), 406 nucleotides long. RefSeq names its product RNA-binding protein NOB1-like. The record is from RefSeq and is a predicted model, not a curated record. Gene Ontology annotation, cellular component: preribosome, small subunit precursor. Lineage: Eukaryota; Metazoa; Chordata; Mammalia; Artiodactyla; Physeteridae. Gene Ontology annotation, biological process: maturation of SSU-rRNA. Gene Ontology annotation, molecular function: RNA endonuclease activity. The coding region runs from base 110 to 406 and encodes 98 amino acids. The transcript has 2 exons.